UUUACUGAAUAAUCGCAAAAGACAGGAAUUUUUUUUAAAAUGAGCAACGAACUAAAGGACGAUCUGCGGCGCUUCAUACACUGGGGUCCAAUCACUCUAUUAACCCUGACUCUGAUUGUCACAUGGACUGUCAUUCACAUGAACUCGAUGUGGUGGGCUCCAGGCACGAGUUUGGAAUCCGUAGUAAACUACGCUCUCAUCUGGGUUCAGACCUUUGGCACUUUGUACAACUUCAUCAGGUCCUUGAUGGUUGGUCCUGGCUUCGUUCCAUUGAAGUGGCAUCCCCCGGUGAGGAAGGAUAAGAAGUUCUUGCAGUUCUGCACUCGCUGCAAUGGCUACAAGGCACCCAGAUCGCAUCAUUGCCGGCGUUGCGAUCGAUGUGUGAUGAAGAUGGACCAUCAUUGUCCCUGGAUCAACACCUGUGUCGGUAGGUCCAAUCAGGAUAGUUUUGUGUACUUCCUUCUCUUCUUCAUGUCGGGCAGUAUACAAGGAGGCAUCAUAAUUGUCAGCGCCGUAAUACGAGGUAUACAGAAGCGAUGGUUGAUCAGACAUGGAUUGCGUCACAUGGCCACCGUGCACUUGACCCAAACAAAUCUGAUGGCUUGUGUUUUUAGUCUUGGAGUGAUCAUGGGCACGACAUUGGCCAGUAUAAAGUUGUUGUAUAUGCAACUGAAGGUGAUAUUGAAGAAUCAGACUGAAAUCGAGAACUGGAUUGUGAAGAAGGCUGCUUUUCGGCGCAAUGCAUAUCCUCAAAAAAGGAUAAAGGCUUUCGUUUAUCCCUACAAUUUGGGCUGGAAGGCAAAUAUUCGUGAGGUUUUCUUAUCCCCUGGCGAUGGCAUAUCGUUUCCAGUCCUACCAGGAUGUGAUCAGUACAGCCUCACCCGUGAACAAUUGCAACAGAAGAAGGAUAAAAGGGCUCGCACUCGGGUCUUUAGAUGUAUUCGUCCUGCCACGGGUCACUGGGUGCCCAUCUUCUCCCAAAGACUCUGGGUAUCCCUCCAUAUCCCCUGCACCGAUGAUCCUCGUAUCGCCCUGAAGCCCGAUGAUAUUAUACAUGUGACUCGCAUCCAGGAGUACUGGCUUUAUGGCGAAAGAAUGAUCACGGAGAAGGAAAAAGUAAAGAUGAGUAGGAGGAAGGGUGCCAUUAGGGGAUGGUUUCCCAGCUGUUGUGCCGUCGAAAUAUGUGAAGAUUCUGACAGUGAAAAUGAUUUGGCUGGUGGAGAACCUGUGGGAGAGCAGGACUCUGCAGCUGUAGAACAUGUAGACACAGAUCUGGAAAUUCUGGAAUUAUUGAGGGAUUUUUGCUGCGAGGAUGGAAGGAAGACAAAGCGCCUGCGUGUUAAGUAAAGUGUAUGUCCCUGGGCGACUUUAAUUCUGUAGAGAAAUCCCUGGC
Molecule: messenger RNA, 1393 nt
Organism: Drosophila sechellia
Lineage: Eukaryota; Metazoa; Arthropoda; Insecta; Diptera; Drosophilidae
Product: palmitoyltransferase ZDHHC6
Exons: 1
Coding region: 40-1347 (435 amino acids)
Molecular function (GO): palmitoyltransferase activity
Source: RefSeq, a predicted model, not a curated record